GGGAGAUACACUGGGGUGGCGUUGUCUGCACUGCUGUCAACAACAGCAACCUUUGCUUGGUCACCCGCUGGAUCACUUUGGAGUGGUCGGGGAUCUCGUGCUGGUGCUGCGGAUGCUGCUACCGCUGGCGGCGAGAGAAAGUCGCGCUGGACAUGUCGUGGUCGCAUGUCACGAUCUCGUCAGGGCACAUCUCUGCCAGCUCAGGCAAGCAACAACGGCGCGAACGGCGGCCUGAACGGCGGCGGUGCUGCUGCUGUGGAAGGCCUGGCAGAGAGCGUCUCUGCCGCUGUUCCAUCCCCCGCAGGUGACGACGUCUGCUUCGAAGGGGGCUGCCCGGCUGAAGUUGAGCCACCGCACGGUGCCAACCCGGAAGAGCUGGAGAUCCCGGCUUUGAGGGAGAUGAAGUCUUCCAGCGCGGGCCCUACGGUGUGGAGCGAGUUCAGCAGCUUGGCAGCCGAGACAGGAGCUCCCGUGAAUCUAGGCCAGGGGUUUCCAAACUGGAACCCUCCAGAUUUUGUGGUGGCCGCUGCACAGAAGGCCCUUUCAGAGGGGUUUCACCAGUACACUCGAACGGCAGGACACCCGCGACUGGUCCAGCUGCUUGCCAAGCGGUAUAGCAAGCAUUUCGGCAGGGAGGUUGAUCCCUUCUCGCAGGUGGCCAUCACCAUCGGGGCGUCGCAAGCGUUGUACGUCAGUUUCCAGGCGAUCCUUUCCCCCGGGGACGAGGUGGUAUUGCUAGAGCCCUUCUUCGAUCUCUACCUGGGACAGAUUCGGAUGGCUGGGGGGGUGGCGAAGCAGGUGCCCCUGAGCGUGGUGGACGGGGAGUGGAGGCUGGACGCGGAAGCCCUGCGAAGGGCGAUUUCUCCCAGAACACGAGCUAUCGUGGUCAACACUCCCCACAACCCCACGGGCAAGGUGUUUUCCCGGCAGGAGCUAGAGGCCAUCGCCGACGUUGUGCGGGAAAAUCCCAGGCUACUCGUUAUCAGCGACGAAGUUUACAAGUACAUGGUGUAUGAGGGGCUUGGUUCCGGAGGGGAAGAUGGAACCGCCACCACUACUAGCAUCGACCCAGCGGACGCAGCAGCAGCGCUACAGGCGUCCAAAUCAACGACCGGAGACAACGUGGGCAGCAGCAGCAGCAGCAACGGUAGUAGUCCUAGAGGCGUUGUUCCGCCGGAGAGCGAGGGCAGGAGUAGCGCUGCCCGUGAGGCCCCUCCGGCAGAGGUCGCUAAGAAGGUGGAUGAUGUCGGGGUUGUGGAGCCCCUUCCGGCGUUGCGGCACGUCCACUUCGCCACGCUUCCCGGCAUGUGGGACAGGACGAUCACCAUCUCCAGUGCGGGGAAGACUUUCUCGGUGACCGGUUGGCAGGUGGGGUGGGUCCUGGGCCCCCAGCGCGUGAUCCAAGAGAUACACACCAUCCUGCCGUACAUGCAGUUCUGCGCCGCGACACCCAUGCAGGAGGCCAUGUGCACCGUGCUAGUGGACGCUGAGAAGCCGUACGAGGGCAGCCCCAGCUACUACGAUUGGCUUAGGGAGCAAUAUUCGGGCAAGAGACAUCGGCUGGAGGGUGCCCUCGCCGCGGCGGGCAUCCAGUCCCUCAAGGGGGAAGGAGGCUUUUUCCUCAUCGGGGAUGUCACCAAAAUCAAGGUGCCAGAGAAGUACUUGAAGGCGAGCACCCCAGCAAUGCCCGUCAUGACGCACGACUGGGCGUUCUGCCGGUGGCUGGCGAUCGAGCACGGUCUCGUGGCCAUCCCCACCAGUCCGUUCUUUUCGGAAGACUCUCGCAAGAAAGGUCUCGGGAAUGGCCUGGUGCGGUUCUGCUUCUGCAAGACGGACGAGACCAUCGAAGCCGCCGCCGAAGUGCUGAUGAAGAUGGCCGAAGAGCAGGCUCAGAUGGAGGGCAGCAUCGCGGCGAUUGAGCAGCCCGCCGCGGUCGCCGCUUGAAGCCAAUAGCAAGCUGGUCUGGAAGAGGUUUUUUGAUUGCUUGUCUAGUUUUUACCGUUCGGUUGAACAGGCGGGUGUUGGCAUGGUGGUAUCUUUUUACCGUUCUGCGCUCCCGGUACACAACUUGUUUUGUCGGAUGAGUGCCUGACGCUCGAGACGAUGCUUUGGAGAAGGGCGUGGUGGUAUGUAGGUGAUACACGGAUGGUUAUUACCAGGUUUGUGUGAAGGUGAAUAGCCAACUCUCAUGUGGACAAGUUGGCUGUUGGAAACUCAGGUACAGCUGAAUAUGUGUAGUCAAUGUUAAAAUCAAGGCAUCUUAGAAGCUGAUCCAAGGUACCAACCCUUCAGACCGACACGGUUGAGUGAUCGACCUUUUUUAGGUAAACGUUGCCCAAGGGAAAUCGUGUGUUGGCGUAGUUUCAGGUUGAAAGCUCGUAAAGUUCAUGCAGAUCAAGAUUGGUACAGUCGCUUACGUAGGUUAGGUUUGACGAUGAUGCUUGGUGAGCGUCAGUCUCGUGUGUAAUUUUUUUAGCUUGAAAAUUGGUGCGGUGGUGUUCGUCUUUGUGCGGUGUGGCCUCAGAACUAGUUUGUGUUGUACAUACGAAAGGGGGAGUUAUGUUUUAUAUUGCAUUUCAAGUCAGCCCGUGGCGGAGGGCUGUAGUGUUAAGACAAUGGCAAGGACGGGGCACAGCGGAGGUCAAUGUUAUUAUCUUUUGAGUUGACAGAUCCAUGUGGCACCUCGAUCAAAACAGCAGUAUAUACUUGGGCGUAGUAUUUCUUGAUUUUUGUAGUCCUUCUCCUGUGCAUCGCAUCGCCACUCUCCCACUAUUUUUCCUACACUUCUGCGUUGAUAUUUCACGAUUCCCGUCUGAUUUGGUGGUGCUAGUUUCUAAGCUGUGUUCUUUCUUCACCCGAAACGAAUAAAACUGAGAACCGACG
Messenger RNA from Ectocarpus siliculosus, 2883 nucleotides. The record is from the annotation of a GenBank genome assembly. Lineage: Eukaryota; Phaeophyceae; Ectocarpales; Ectocarpaceae.